Molecule: messenger RNA, 1083 nt
Organism: Mucor velutinosus
Lineage: Eukaryota; Fungi; Mucoromycota; Mucoromycetes; Mucorales; Mucoraceae
Product: Lysophospholipid acyltransferase
Exons: 6
Coding region: 1-1083 (360 amino acids)
Biological process (GO): carbohydrate metabolic process
Molecular function (GO): hydrolase activity, hydrolyzing O-glycosyl compounds
Source: RefSeq, a predicted model, not a curated record
AUGUCGGAUUUGGAGCAGAAUUACGUUACUUGGAGAAACAAGUAUUUGAGAAGUUAUGAAGAUGGUUUGUAUGUCUAUUACAAGGAGCCCAAGGAAAACUUGAAGGAAAUGACCUGCUCUGAGGCGCAUGGUUAUGGAAUGCUCAUCUCGGUGUCAAAACGCAAUCAGCAAGAUUUUGAUGGUCUCUACAGAUACUAUGCUCGAUUCAGAAACUCAAAGGGAUUGAUGCAAUGGCAACAAAAGACUGACCGUCAUGGCAGAUUCGUUCCCGGCGAUGAAGGAGGUGAAAACUGUGCAACAGAUGGGGAUGUUGAUAUUUGUACAGCCUUAUUUGUGGCAGCCAAGGUCUGGGGCAGAGGAGGACCCCAUGGAGAAAUCGACUACCGUCAAGCAGCAACAGAAUUAGCGGGAUGCAUCUAUCAACAUUGUAUCAAUCAUCAAACGCACAUGCCACUGAUUGGCGACUGGGCAGAUCCAGGGGACGAUGCCUAUUUGCUUACAAGACCCAGUGAUUUCAUUUUGAGUGGCUACUUGAUUUUCUACUAUGAGGAUACACAGCGCAAAGACCAAUGGGCACAAGUCAUUGCUGCUAUUGUCAAUUGCAUUAUGGGUCAGCAUUCACUCAACCCUCAAACAGGGCUCAUUGCAGAUUUCCUCAAAUUAGAUCGAAAUAGCGGGCUCUAUUAUCCUGCACAGGGCGAGGUCUUGGAGAGCGAGCAUGACAAAGAUUACAACUGGAACUCGUGCCGUGUUCCAUGGCGUAUCGGCCACUAUUACAUGUUGACCAAAGACGAGCGCGUGCGACCCAUCCUUGAAACUCAGGCACAUUUUUUUGCUGGACAGUUGGCUCGCGGUGGAGGUGAUGGCGACUGUGGCAUUAAGGCAGGCUAUCGAUUGGACGGAUCAUGCUAUGUGGAUUAUACAGACAUGGCUUUUGUAGCUCCCGCUUGCUUCUUGUUCUGGCUGCUUGGAUGGAAUUCGCAAUUGGAUCAGAUCCAGAGAGAAAUGAAGCAGAUGGAAGCCACUUAUUUCGGUGAAAGUAUUGCAAUGCUAUGCCUGUUGAAUGCCAAUGUGCCUCUGUAA